AGCUCGUGGAGAGAAUGAAUGAGGAGGAGGGAGCGGAGGGGCAUGAGGCUCAGCCUUCAACGGUGCCGCAAGACUUUUCGACGUCAUCAUUUCAAUCUACCCUGGCCCAGGACACUGUCUACUUUUGCGAUGGAGUCCGUCGGAUCGAUUUCAUCCUCGCGUUCGAUGAUGAGGUCCAUUCUCAGGACGCCAUCAACAAUCAGAAGAAGAGGACCGAAUAUCAGGCAAGCCUGAUGAAGAUGGGGCUAGAUCUCGAGAUUGAACCCAAGGAGGAGUCGGUGAGCGGACGCACCACCUUUGUGAAAGUACACGCGCCAUGGAACCCACUCACCACCUAUGCCGAGAUUCUACACAUCCAGGCAAGAGUGCCACUCAAGGAGAGCGACCUCCCCCAGGUGUCAGGCUCAGACAGUGGGCCUCUUCACUACCUGGGAAAUAUUCACCACCUGAAGCCGGGAGCCGUGCCCAAACAACCGGACUAUUUCACGGCACCCUACCGGCGUUCGCAGCAGGACAUCUAUCCUAUAAAGGAUCAUGACGUCCUCAUCCCACCGGCCGUACGCAGCCAAAUCGUCCACUACAUGCUGCAAAACCCCAUGCCACAAGACAGCACGAACAUAUUAAAUAUCAACCAAAUGAUUGAAAAUGGCUGCUAUACUGCAGCCUAUCCACUGCAUGACAGUGAGUCUGUUCAUCCCACCAAAAACCCGAACACGCUGGGCGACCGCAACACGCUGCGACGGGAGUGGGCGAGAGCCGGGCGCUCUUUCAAGGAGCAGCCUCUUGACCUUGUGCGGUCAUACUUCGGGGAGCAAGUGGGGCUCUAUUUUGCAUGGCUCGGCUUCUACACAAAGAUGCUGAUCUUCGCUGCAAUCGUCGGCCUGAUCUCCUUUUUCUUUGGAGUAUUCAGCAAUGACCGUGACAUCACUAGUGGAGAAAUAUGCAACAACACCAUCGGAGGAUCCCUGGUCAUGUGUCCCCAGUGUGACCAAAAAUGCACCUUUUGGAGGCUAAAUGAUACCUGCGAGACUGCGAAGACUUCACACAUGUAUGAAAAUCCGGUCACCAUAUUCUUCGCAGUUUUCAUGGGACUUUGGGCCACGGUGUUCCUGGAAUUUUGGAAGCGUCGCCAGGCAUCGCUCGCGUACCGCUGGGACCUGACGGCAGCGGCGGAGGAAGGAGACCCCAUCCGGCCCGAGUACCUGGCUCGCUGCACGACCACGAAAUGUAACAUCAUCACCAUGGUAAUGCUUUUUGCUGUCACCACGGCGACUACCUCAUUGCACACACACACCUCUGUUUUGUUUGCUGAAGCAGAUGAGGAGGAGCCUCAUAUGCCUAAGAGGAUACUGAGGUUCCGUUACUGCCUCUCUGGGAUCAUGGUGUUGUUCUGGAUCCUCCUGAUUCUUGCUGCAAUUUUGGGUGUGGUUGUUUACCGCCUGUCCAUCUUUGGCAUACUCUCCUCGAGUAUCCCCAAUCAUGUGACCAAGAUCAAGGUGAUCGGUGCCCUACUCACACCUGAUAUGGUUACCACCAUCACGGCCUCCAUCCUCAACAUCGUAAUCAUAUUACUACUCAACAAAGGUUACGACAAGCUGGCCCUCGUCCUCACUGAUCUGGAGAUGCCCAAGACGCAAGGAGAAUAUGAGUAUCGGCUGACGUUCAAGAAAUUCUUAUUUCAGUUCGUCAACUUCUACUCGGCGUCUUUCUACAUUGCAUUUUUCAAGGGGAAAUUCAUCGGCUUCCCCGGAAGCUACACUUACUUUGGAAAAUGGAGAAUCGAGGAGUGUCCCCCAAACGGCUGUCUCUUUGAACUGACUUCUCAACUCACUGUCAUCAUGGUAGUGAAGCAGAUGGUUGGCAAUUUUCAGGAGGUCAUCAUCCCAUGGUUCAGCAAUUGGUGGGCCCAGCGUCGGGCCAAGCUAAGGCCUGAGGCUGUCUACACGCGCUGGGAGCAAGACAUGGACCUACAGCCCCAGAGCCCACUUGGACUCUUUGAUGAAUACCUCGAGAUGGUUAUCCAAUUCGGGUUUGUCACUCUCUUCGUGGCAUCAUUUCCACUUGCGCCAUUGCUCGCACUGCUCAACAACAUCAUCGAAGUGCGGGUCGACGCGUGGAAGCUCGUAACAAAGAUGAGGAGGCCUGUGGUUUCGCGAGCAAGAGGAAUUGGAGCCUGGGCCGACAUUCUGAGUAUCGUUGCCACCCUCUCUGUAAUCACCAAUGUAAGUCGCCAGAUUGUCCGCUCGCUUUCUCGCUCAAUAUCCCAUCUUAUGAGUGACAUAACAUGUCAUGUUAGCCGUGUGGGUUCUUUUUACCAUACUUCACCAUUCUGGUCAUGGCAGGUUUGAGAAGAGGUGUAGUGGGGGACCAGGAGCGGUUCGGGUAUCACUCGUCACUGAUGUUAGUCGUAGCUGGAAGUCAAUUGCAUGUGUGCUGAAUUCAAAGUGCAGUGCACGAAUCACUGCACCACCGCUCCUAUCCACUCUCUCCCAAAAUCGCAAAAGGUAAAGCCUUGCAAUUGCUUGCUCAUGUCACUGCUGGCAGAAGGGCCUCAACUAAAGGUAGCUCUAGAGAACCCCUCUACACGGUAUUUGGCCUACUCUUCCAUGAUGACCAGACAUGUUGUAAGAUGUGGAAUUACCUGUGCUAAAACAGUGAUGAACCCAUUUAUAUUGCUAAUUGGACAGAGGUGGGGGAGAUUUAAGAAAAUGAUCCAUUGCUUCAACUGUUGUGUCAGGAGACUGAACUGACGACUGCCAGAUUGCAAGUCCUUAUAUGGUAACCAUUUCACUCUGGCAGCAACCCCCCAAAUUGUAUUUGUGAAAAUUAAUGUAAUUGCCAAGGUAAGAUGUUCAGAAGCCUUGGUCAAAUCAUUGCAUGCUAAGUGACCGCUAUCGCUGUGCCUCCGUAUGCUAAUUCCACAGUCAUGCAUCUUGGCGUUCACAACGGACAUCAUCCCACGCCUGGUGUAUUAUUAUGGAUACUCAGCAGAGUAUGGCACAGGUUCGCCUACAAUGCAUGGGUACACGGAGGACAGCUUUUCAAUUUUCAAGAUCAGCGACUUCAAGGAGCAAAAUUAUCCCAACAUCCUGCCAGCCUGGUUUGAUCCGGCAAUCCACACAACCUGCAGGUUUGUGCCAUUCAGUGUCAUGCCCAGCUAUCGGGGGUGCCGUCCCUGCGAAUGUGAUGCACUGAUGUCUGGGUGUGUUGUCCAGGUAGAUGCGACAUCCUUCUGGGUGUGGCGUCCUCCUGGCUCUGCCCCUUCCUGAUUAGGCUCGUUCUCUUCCUCUUUUCACUCCGUGACUUUCCUUUUAAGACCCACACUUCCCCUAGGCCCCACCUCUGUUUAGGCCCUGCCCCUUACCGUGGACACAGGGUUUGGCUUAGUUGGGUAGUAAGGGGUUGUGGUAGGGUUGGGGGAAGAGUGUGCAUGGUGGGUGGGGACAGUAAAGGGGGUGGGGGGGGGAAUUGGAGGGGGGGAGCAGUGGGUACGGGUGGGAUGGCUUCACAACCAAAGUCCCACUUAGAGAAAUAUAAUAAUAGAUUGAUAUAAAUUCUAGCUCAUUGUUACCUUGCUAAAGAGUAAUGUUAUUUAUUUAUCUAUCGAUCCACGACUGCUUAAUUGAGUCUCAAGAUCCCUUUGCAG
Messenger RNA from Petromyzon marinus (sea lamprey), 3646 nucleotides. The record is from RefSeq and is a predicted model, not a curated record. Lineage: Eukaryota; Metazoa; Chordata; Hyperoartia; Petromyzontiformes; Petromyzontidae.